Cajanus cajan (pigeon pea) is the source of this 3569-nucleotide messenger RNA. RefSeq names its product autophagy 18 G-like protein (gene ATG18G). Gene Ontology annotation, biological process: response to starvation; autophagy. The record is from RefSeq and is a predicted model, not a curated record. Gene Ontology annotation, molecular function: protein binding. Gene Ontology annotation, cellular component: cytoplasm. Lineage: Eukaryota; Viridiplantae; Streptophyta; Magnoliopsida; Fabales; Fabaceae.
AGUGUUGUGCAAUGCAGUGCAACCCAAUCCAUUUUGUUGUUCAUCCCAAUUUUUGGUUGAAAAAAGAGAGUAAAACUGGAAGAAGCAGAAGAAGAGAGAAAAGGCAAAGAAAACAGUAAUACACAAAAAUUGCAGCAGCCGCCAUGGACGAGAGAAGGAGCGAUAAGCGAUACAAACUGAUGAAUUCACGAUAGAUAGAGAGAGAAGAGAAAGAUAUUAAUCAUGAAGAAAAGAAAGGGGAAGAACAACGGCUUGUUGCCCAAUUCCUUGAGGAUUAUCUCUCUGUGCCUCAAGACUGUGUCAACGAAUGCCACCACCGUUGCUUCCACCGUCCGCUCUGCUGGCGCCUCCGUUGCAGCUUCUAUUUCCUCUUCAUCUGAGGAUCACAAAGAUCAGGUAACCUGGGCUGGUUUUGAUACAUUGGAGCUUGAUCCAUCUAACUUCAGACGUGUUCUUUUACUUGGUUAUCUGAAUGGAUUUCAAGUUCUUGAUGUGGAUGAUGCCUCUGGCUUCAGUGAAUUAGUUUCAAAGCGUGAUGGUCCAGUUUCUUUUUUACAGAUGCAACCCUUCCCCAUUGGUUGUGAUGGCCAGGAGGGGUUUAGAAAGUCGCAUCCUUUACUGUUGGUUGUUUCUGGGGAUGACGCCGACAAUAUAAACCAGAACAAUACCUGUUUGAGUCCUUUAGGAAAGGAUGAUAAUGUUGAGACUCAACCUGGGAACAAUAUCAACUCUUCAACAGCUGUUCGGUUUUACUCCUUGAAGUCUCACUGUUAUGUUCAUGUUCUGAGGUUCCGAUCCACUGUGUGUAUGAUCAGAUGCAGUUCACGGAUAGUAGCUGUUGGUCUUGCCACACAAAUAUACUGCUUUGAUGCUGUGACUCUUGAGAAUAAGUUCAGUGUUCUAAGUUAUCCUGUUCCUCAGUUAGCUGGACAAGGAACAACUGGUGUUAAUGUUGGUUAUGGUCCAAUGACUGUGGGUCCAAGGUGGUUGGCAUAUGCUUCUAACAACCCCCUUCCCUCUAAUUUAGGUUGCUUAAGCCCACAAAACUGCAGUGCUUCUCCGGGAAUUAGUCCAUCAACUUCUCCAAGCAGUGGUAGUUUAGUGGCUCGUUAUGCAAUGGAGUCCAGUAGACAUUUGGCCUCUGGAAUAAUCAAAUACUGUCAAGAGCUACUUCCUGAUGGUUCAUCUUCUCCUGUAGCUUCAAAUUCAGGUGUGAAAGUCAACAGGGUUACAGGAAUUGAUGCAGAUAAUGCAGGAAUGGUAGUCGUUAAGGAUUUUGUUUCCAGAAUUAUUAUAUCACAAUUCAAAGCUCAUACUAGUCCUAUAUCUGCACUAUGUUUUGACCCUAGCGGGACCCUUCUGGUCACUGCAUCAGUCUAUGGGAAUAACAUUAAUAUAUUUCGGAUAAUGCCAUUAUUCACAAGCAAGUGUUCAGGCUUUUCAGGCUCCAACUGGAACUCUUCUCAUGUGCAUCUUUAUAAACUUCAUCGUGGAAUAACACCAGCGAUGAUUCAGGACAUUUGUUUCAGUAAUUUUAGUCAGUGGAUUGCAAUUGUCUCUUCCAAGGGUACUUGUCAUCUUUUUGUUUUGUCACCCUUUGGAGGUGAUACUGGUUUUCAAAUUAUUAGUUCUCAGGGUGAAGAACCGUCCCUGCGUCCUGUUUUUUCUCUGCCUUGGUGGUAUACUCCAGCUUCCAUUUCCUAUCAGCAAUCUUUGCCUCCCCCAGCACCUGUUGUCCUUUCUGUGGCUAGCCGGAUAAAAUAUAGUAGCUUUGGAUGGCUUAAUACUGUUCACAAUUCUGCUGCGAAUGUGACAGGAAAAGUUUUUGUGCCAUCUGGUGCCAUUGCUGCAAUCUUUCAUAAUUCCUUAUCUCAUUCGCAACAGCUUGUUAACUCGAAGGCAAAACCUUUAGAGCAUAUAUUGUUGUUUACACCUUCAGGUCAUGUAGUUCAACAUGAACUUCUGCCAUCUGUUGGUGGAGAAACAACUGAUAGUGGCUUGAGAAAUCAGUCAACUUCACUUCUGCAGGAGGAUGAGUUCAGAGUGAAAGUUGAACCUAUUCAAUGGUGGGAUGUAUGUAGAAGGUCAGAAUGGCCAGAAAGAGGGGAACCAUGCUGUAAUACCUUUGAUAGACAAGUGGGUAUGGAGAGAGUUCAAGAGAAAAUAGGUUAUAGUGAUAUUCAUGGAUUGGACUUUUUGGGUAUACAUGAUGGGCCAGGGGAAAAGAUUGUGAAAUCUUCUAGUGGGAAUAUGCAUGAAAGGUUUCGCUGGUAUCUGUCUAAUGCAGAGGUGCAAGUGAAUUUUGGAAGGUUACCCAUAUGGCAAAAGUCUAAGAUUUGUUUCUAUACAAUGAGAUCUGCAGCAGCUAGUUGGAGUGCUAGUGGGGAGUUUGAAAUUGAAAAAGUCCCUGCUAAUGAAGUUGAAAUAAGACGGAAGGAGUUGCUGCCUGUUUUUGACCAUUUUCAUAGCAUCAGAUCAAGCUGGAAUGCGAGAGGCCUUGCUGGGGGAAGAUAUUUAUGUCCUACAUCUCCUGUUCCCAAUCAGGCUGAUGACAAGGAAACUGCUGAUGUGACAGUUAUUUGUCAUUCAAAGCCAGCAUCACUGAGUUCGACUGAAAGCUCUGAUGGAGGUUCAUCAAGAAGAAUUGAAAAUCUGCUUGACUUGGAUCAAGUUGCUUCUAGUUAUCAAAUGCUUGGUGAGAUAUGCCUGGAAAAAAUGGGAACAAUCAGUGUUGAGCCUUCUCUGCAAAACCAGAUUGUGAUGGAAAAUUCAUCAUGUCUAUCUGGAAACUCAAAACAUGUUGAUUUUAACGUUGACCAUAUUGACAGUCCUAUAUUUCUUGAAAAUAUCAGUUCUGAAAGAACAGAUUCUAUAGGUGUUGGGAUCGAUGAGAACUCAGCAUUGGUCCUAGAACAUGCUUCAGACGAGACUGAAUUUGUGGAAGUAGCCUCGACUAUGCAAAAUGAAUGUCUUGGGAUAUCUCUCAAGGAUGGCCACUGCACAACACAGGAGCAUAGUGAAGUGUUAACUGAAGUUGUAACUGAUGAUGUUGACAGCGGCAGCAGCCACCAUGAAAGAGAGCGACUGGAGGAAGAGGGGGAGAAUGAUGAAAUGUUUGGUGGCAUAUUUACCUUUUCCGAAGAAGGUUGAUUAUCACAAUUGAAGAAUAAGUUGCAGCACCUAUGAGGUCAUCUCGUCAUCUGCGCUGGCUGGAAUCUUAGCUAGGAAAUAUUAAAUCAAUGUAAAUAUUGUGAAUAAGAAAUGGUAUGAGCAAAAUAUUAGAUUGAUUUGUUGCUGAAUUGUGCGGUUUCCAUCGGACUCUCAACCUUGUACAUUUUGUCGAUGGAAAUUCAUGUAUUCAGGGGCUUGCUAACUUUGGGGCCUACAGUGUGGAAAGUUCUGGGUAAAGGUAUUUUGAGCUUGCAUUCAGUCGUAAGCUGGUCAUUUAUCAAUGUUCUGUAAAUAUGAAUCAGGCAUGGAAUUCCCUUUUAAGUCGUGUACAUUUUUAUUUUGAAUUUGGCAAAAGAGAAGAAAUGAAAGAUGAAUAACUAAAUUAUUAGUGUGUUUAA